UCUAGUUGACGUAAAUAAUUUAUUUUCGCAUCCUUACAAGAUCUAAAACUGGAUUUACAACUUGAAAAAAGACUUGACCAGCGAUUGUAGUACUCGCCUUAACUGUUGCCUUACCUUCACGGAGUGAGCCUUAACAAAAUGUCACUAGAUUUGGCUCCGGUACCGACCCCAUCGCUCUAGCUAUCUUAAUCAUAUGCAUGAAUCUGCUAGCGAUCGAGCAUAACACCAUGCUAUCUUCACCCAAGUCAUUUCUUGAUAAAAAUUCUCUAACGUAAAUGCAUGUUGUUACAAAAAGAUUUAUGAUAUGUUUGCCUGUUUGAUGAUUGUCAAUAAGAUGAUUACAAAAUGGCAAGUGGCCACUUACAUUUUAAGUACUAUAUAACGUACUCCUCCUAAAAAUCUAAAUGCGAAAGUACAUUUUAACUGGAGAGAAAAGAACAAGGGAGAAAGAUGGUGAGGCUCCUAGAGAUGUCACAGAGAGUUGGUGAAUACUGCCGAAACAUCUUUAGAGACUCUCGUCUUGAUAAUCUAGAUGCGGUAUCUUCAAGUUUCUGUAGAACUCCAUUACACAUAGCAGUUAUGUCUGGUGACAUCCAAUUUGCAAAAAACAUUCUGUCUCUGAAACCUGAUCUUGCAUCAAAACAAGACAACCGGGGAUGGACUCCACUUCACCUUGCUUCAGCGAAAGCAAGUCUUCAGAUGGUGAAACUGCUGCUCAAGGCGUGGUCUACUGCUUGUAUAAUUCAAGAUAAUGAUGGAAGAACACCUCUCCACCUAGCAGCUAUGAAUGAUCGAGUUGAGAUCAUGGAGACACUGAUGGAAAAAAGACCCGAUUUGAUUCAUCUGAGGAAUUGUCAAAAUGGUGAAUCCAUACUUCACUUCUGUGUUAAAAGUAGCAGUAAUAUCGAGACGCUCGAGUUGUUGGUAGACAAGUUUUUGUUUGCACGGGAUCUGGACCAAAAAAUUAUUAUCAACUCCAAGGAUAAUAAUGGCAAAACAGUCUUACAACUUGCUGCCGAAACAGGAAAAACUGAGAUGAUACAGUAUUUACUUGAGAGCAGCAAUAUAAACACUGAAGUAAAUGAAGUUGAGGAUGCCUUGAAAGCUUUAUCACCAGCUGAUAGGGAAAAUCUAGAAACCAGGUUUCUUGAGUACUUUGGAAACGACAAGAAGCAUAAGAAUGGAGCUGUGCCUAAUAAUAAUGAUCAGAAUUCGCAGAGAGACAGGGUGAAUGCGUUAAUGGUGGUGGCAACAUUGGUAGCAGGAAUUGCCUUUCAAGCUGCAAUGAACCCACCAGGGGGGUUAUGGCAAGAAGAUUCUAAAGUUAGCUCCGAAACUGAUCCUGUUACUUUUAUUUAUUAUCUUGAUCGAAUGUUCAGUACCACCUCUGAUUACACCAAAUACUUUCGAAGCGGAUAUAGUCAAUAUACUCAUAUAGAUAGUUAUCCUUUUGCGGAGGCUCUAAUAAAUACUAUGCGUGAUUAUGCAGCUGCAUACAAGGAUGGUUUAGUUUUCGAAGAUUUGGUGUUUCAUUCUGUAUACGGUGUGUGGUACGAUGGUGUUAUUCGCAACCUCCCUAAUAAUAGUACCGAUCGUGAUAGAAGUAUUUAUAUGUUUUUCCCUUAUAUAAUACGCUAUGCUGGGCAGCCUAUAAUGGCUUAUACAGACCCACCCAGCUACAAGAUUUACAUGGCUACUAACGGAGUUGCGUUUGCUAUGUCUCUGCUUAUAAUGUUCUUGGUCAUAUGCGGGUUUCUAAAGGAAAAAUCGAUCGCCCAAGUUCGAAUUCUUGUUGUGUUGAUGUGCAUUUCGAUUGGAUGCAUCGCCUUUGGUUACUUGGUCGCAUUACAGUCUAUGGUGCCAUUUUUCGAUACCGAAGCGCAUAUGAUGUUCUAUGUACUCCAUGUAUUCUUCGGAGUCUGCUGCUCGUUGGGAGCACUUUGGCUCUUAAUUUGGACUGCAUGGAUUAUAGUUAAGCUAAGAAAGAAAAGGAAGCACCACCAUACCGGAGUUAUUAGUUACUACCUUAAAGGACUCUUGUUCAGCAGAGAUGCAAAAGGUACAGGAAAAGUGAUUUUGUUUGUUGUUGGCAUCUGUGCUUUUCGUUAUUCUGGGUAUAUGUACAGCUACAUUAGAGAUAUAUAUAACUAAUUAAAUGUCUUUAUGCAUGUUGUAACCGCGUAGUUUCGAUCAAAAAAGUGUUGUAAUCGCGUAGUUAGCUUGAUAUACCAAAAAAAAAAUGUAAAUGUUAUUAAGUUCUACUUCAA
Messenger RNA from Papaver somniferum (opium poppy), 2267 nucleotides. RefSeq names its product alpha-latrocrustotoxin-Lt1a-like. The record is from RefSeq and is a predicted model, not a curated record. Gene Ontology annotation, cellular component: plasma membrane. Gene Ontology annotation, molecular function: protein phosphatase regulator activity; protein phosphatase 1 binding. Lineage: Eukaryota; Viridiplantae; Streptophyta; Magnoliopsida; Ranunculales; Papaveraceae. The transcript has 2 exons. The coding region runs from base 451 to 2151 and encodes 566 amino acids.